AUUAAUCAUUAAUAGGCGUGCAAUUUGUCGGUAAAAUGAAUCCAUUUAAAGCACGUCCGCAGCAUCUGAAAUCUGUAUAGAAGCACAGCCGGCGAAAUGAAGUGGUCUCUUGUUUUGGUAUUUCUAUUUGGCAUCCUAGCUAUGACAACUUCUAAGCCCCCAAUAAAUUGGCGGAGGGACUUUAAAACUACGCGUGAUUGUGAAAGACAAGAAAAUGUUUCAUCGAUUGACGCUUACGAAGCUGUAUUUUUAAAGAAAAACGAGCCCGUAGAUUACAAAGUCAAGUGCUUUUUACACUGUGCCAUCGAAGAAUCGGUUAAUUUCAUACAGUCUUUUAAUUUAGUACCGCUAAGAAAGGUCGAUAACUGCAUGUUGAUCAAGGAUGAGGAUAAGUGCGAGGAGGGCUUGAUGAAGUUUAAAUGCUAUUACAAAAAUUAGGUAAUUUCAACUUUGACUUAAAAAUAAAGUUUGAAUUUCCAAAUCCAA
Messenger RNA from Drosophila subpulchrella, 486 nucleotides. RefSeq lists its product as uncharacterized. The transcript is spliced from 2 exons. The record is from RefSeq and is a predicted model, not a curated record. Lineage: Eukaryota; Metazoa; Arthropoda; Insecta; Diptera; Drosophilidae. Gene Ontology annotation, molecular function: odorant binding. The coding region runs from base 97 to 438 and encodes 113 amino acids.